GAUCCUAGACCACUCAUAUCCAAGUUCCUGAAGCCUCUGCACAUGUAGUUCCUGGAGCUGAUGUCUUACUAAAAUGCCAACAUUUUCAUCUUCACCUUCUUUCUUGGACUACAUCGUAGAUUAUCUUUCUCUGGGCACAGUAUGGAACUGGCUACAAUCAUCUUUACUGGGAGAGACUAGUGAACCUCAGCAAACAAAUUUGGGGAUAUUAGAAAAUAUUGCUCCGACUGUGCAAGUUAUCCUAGGAAUUUUCUUUUUGACUUUGUUGGUAAUAGGAUUAUAUGCUUUAUGGAAACGAAGUAUUCGAUCAUUACAGAAAAUAUUGUUGUUUAUAAUCACACUCUACAAACUUUACAAGAAGGGCUCAGAUUUUUUUCAGUCUUUGAUGACCAGCCCAGAAGGGAGUGUUCUCCCAGGUCAAGACAAUAUCUUCCUGUCCUUGGGUCUGCAAGAGAAAAUUCUGAAAAAACUUCAGACCGUGGAAAACAAAGUGAAGGACCUGGAGGGAAUGAUCAUUUCUCAAAAACCUAACGUGAAGAGGGACUGCUCCUCUGAGCCCUACUGUAGCUGCUCCGACUGCCAAAGUCCCUUGCACACCUCAGGGUUUACUUCCACAUCUGAAAUGUAAUCGACUCCAGUCUUUUUCAUAAAAGUGCUGUUUCCCUCAUGUGUGUGGUGGUGUAUCAAUAAAAAUAGAGAACUAUAUUGAAAUUA
Molecule: messenger RNA, 714 nt
Organism: Erinaceus europaeus (western European hedgehog)
Lineage: Eukaryota; Metazoa; Chordata; Mammalia; Eulipotyphla; Erinaceidae
Gene: TMCO2
Product: transmembrane and coiled-coil domains 2
Exons: 2
Coding region: 74-628 (184 amino acids)
Cellular component (GO): nucleus
Source: RefSeq, a predicted model, not a curated record